This is a messenger RNA of Lathyrus oleraceus (garden pea), 903 nucleotides long. RefSeq lists its product as uncharacterized. The transcript has a single exon. The coding region runs from base 1 to 903 and encodes 300 amino acids. The record is from RefSeq and is a predicted model, not a curated record. Lineage: Eukaryota; Viridiplantae; Streptophyta; Magnoliopsida; Fabales; Fabaceae.
AUGAGCACCGACCGAUCAUCUUCCACCAAGAAAUCAUCUCCCUCCUCCUCCCCUUCCAAAAACUUUGUAACCACGCAGAAUACCAAUCCUCCCACUCAUCCCGCAUUCACCAUCUCUAACAUCACCAAUUUUAUCAAAAUUACCCUAAGUAUUGAAAAGGGUCAAUAUAACACCUGGUCUGAACUCUUCAAAAUCCAUGCUCGUGUUCACCAAGUCAUUGAUCAUAUCAUUCCAACCGAAACCACAUCAUCUCCUAAUCUCAAAGACACCGAUCCUACUCUUUGGGCACGUCUUGAUGUUGUUGUCCUUCAAUGGAUUUAUGGCACAAUUUCUGAUGAUCUUCUCCGCACCAUCAUUGAGCGCGAUUCAACCGCAGAAAAUGCGUGGAACAGGCUAUUCAACAUUUUUUAUGACAAUAAAAAUUCUAGGGCUCUCUACCUCGAGCAAGAAUUUUCUAAUGUUCAUAUGGAGCAAUUUCCUGAUGCCUCCACCUAUUGUCAACAUCUCAAAUCCCUAUCUGAUCAACUCUCUAAUAUCAGUGCUCCCGUGUCUAACGAAAGGCUUGUUCUUCAACUCAUUUCUGGCCUGACAGAUGCGUAUGCCACGGUGGGUUCACAAAUCCGUCAUGGAGACUCUCUUCCACCUUUUUACAAAGCUCGUUCUAUGAUAAUCUUGGAAGAAAUAGCUAAAGCAAAGAAAGCAGAAAAUUCUAGCAGCAACUCUGCUUUCGUAUCAUCUCUUGAUGAUAACGUGGCCUCAACCACUCUAACUCAACAGCGUAACAACCGCAACAACAAUGGUGCUGGUCGUGGUGGAGGUCGUGGCAGGGGUAGAAGCAAUGGUCGUGGUGGAGGUCGUUCCCAGCCACAACUACAUCAGUGGCCUCAGUAUCCCUAUCAGUAA